This is a messenger RNA of Cygnus olor (mute swan), 7935 nucleotides long. It is a transcript of the gene NLRC5, whose product is annotated as NLR family CARD domain containing 5. Gene Ontology annotation, molecular function: protein binding. Lineage: Eukaryota; Metazoa; Chordata; Aves; Anseriformes; Anatidae. The coding region runs from base 322 to 5910 and encodes 1862 amino acids. The transcript has 48 exons. The record is from RefSeq and is a predicted model, not a curated record.
CCGGGAGGGAGAAGGGGGGAUCGUUGGGGUGUCGCAGCUGCGCUCUCCCUUCCUCAUCCCUGUGUGGGGUCCUGGGUGCGGUAUCCGCUCCCCUCGUGUGUGGCAGCAUCGUGUGAGGGCGGAGGUGUCGUGCUUGGCAUCCCCACCAAGUCAGGCUACUGUGUAUAGGCACAUGCCAUGCAGUGGGGUGAUGCUGUGUGCUGAAACCCUGCCACUAGCAGAUCACUCCUUUGGCAUGGUAUGAAGCAGAAACCACCUUUGUAUUUGAAUAUGCUGCUGGACUGCACAUAGGACAACUGGAAGGAGGCUGACCACACAGCAAUGCAGCCCCUACUUCAGAAUGAUGAGCUCAGUCUGGAAGCAGCCGUAGCAAGCAUCCGUCCCCAGCUGGUGGAGUUCCUCAGUCACCAUCAAGACUGGCUGCUCACGACCUCCCAGCACUUCCUCCCAGGGGCCACACUGAGGGGCUUGGAUGGCAUCACCGACCACAGAGAAAAAGUCUCAAAGCUCCUUGGCCUGCUGGAGAAAGCUGGCCCUGCCACCUGGAAACAGUUUGCACAGCACCUCUGCAUGGAGUGCGACCUCCCCCUGGAGCUGGAGAUACUGCUUAUGAGUUCUGCAGGAGAAGGUAACUUGAGCCAGAAACAAGAAGCACGCAUAGAUGUGAGUGCCUGGUCUUCUGUGCCAAAAGGGUUUGCUUGCCGCCGACGUAGCAGCAGCUCUAUCAGUGAUAAGGAUGCUAAACAGAAACGCCUGGAUUCAGCUGAAAAUUAUCGGCAUCUUCUCAUUGAUACAGUCCGUCAGAGGUACGGAAGCAGGAGAGCAGCAGGAGCAGCAGCACAGGAACAAAUGCAGCCACUGGCUUUCAACCAAGCCUUUGUCAAUCUUGUUAUUCGACAGAGCAAAGCCUCCCGAUUAAAAGAGAGAACAGAUAAACCCAGAGAGGAUCUGCCCAGUGCCCCUGAACCAGAAGAAUGUGUGGAUACAGCCAUGAGAGUGUCAGAUCUGUUUGGUAGUGUGGUCCGAUCGGGUACAACUAAGUUGAUCUUUUUGUUUGGUAAACCAGGUACAGGCAAGACCAUGCUAAUGCACAGGAUUUGUCAGAAAUGGGCAGAAGGUGUCUUACAUCAGUUUCUCUUCACAUUCCUUUUUGAGUUUCGUCAGCUGAAUUUAUUAAAAAGAAAAUUGACUCUGAAGGAGCUUUUGUUUGACUUGUUUCUUCAGCCAGAAGAGAGCCCCGAUGUAGUGUUCCAGCACCUCUUGGAAAAUGCCCAGCAUACACUGAUCAUCUUUGAUGGGCUGGAUGAGUUCACAGGUAGCAUGGACAUGUCAUCCACUUCUAAGGGAGGCCCGACACUUCCCUCUCAUAUGUCCAUAUCUGAGCUCUUUGCAGACCUUUGUCAUGGGAAGCUCCUUCCAGGUUGCACAGUGUUGGUUACCAGCCGACCUAAGAGACUACCAGACUUCUUAUUAAACACGGUAGAUGUGCUAGCAGAAGUUUGGGGAUUUGAUCACAAGAAGGUUGAAGAAUAUGUCAGCCACUAUUUUCAUCAUCAUUCAUUCAAAGAACAAGCCAUUGCUCACCUGAAGAACAACACUAAGCUCCUCAGCAUGUGUCUGAUCCCUGCUCUGUGUUAUGUUGUCUGCAUCUGUUUGGAGUAUUUGCUUCUUAAACAUCAGAUGAGUGUAGAGCUUCCUCAGACUAUGACACAGUUUUAUAUAAAAAUGCUUCUCAUCUUCAUAAACAAACAGCAGGGAGAGCAUGCAGUUGAUGAGGAAACUCAGCUGAACUGUAACAAGAAGGCCAUUUUGGGUCUCUGUGAUCUUGCACUGAAAGGCCUGGAGGAUAAGAAGCUUGUAUUUUAUGUCAGUGAUAUUCCAGAACACGUGAAAGAAUUUGCUUCCUUGCAUGGUCUGCUGACUGUCUUUGAGGUGAAGACGAGUGGCACUCACCCAGAGGCUGGUUAUGCCUUUGUGCACUUGAGCUUGCAGGAGUUUUUUGCCGCACUGUGUCUCAUGAUAAACAAGAGGGUGGACAAGAGCUACCUGAAGAAGAAAUUCUCUUUGAAGUCAAAGUGGACUUUAAAGAACGAAGCAAAGACCGAGUUCAUAGAGAGUUUUCACAUCUUCCUCUCAGGCCUGUCAUCCAAAGAGUGUAGGACAUUUCUCAUGUUGCUAGCUGAACAAAAUGAAGCUUGGGUGCAGGAUAAGCAAGAUGCAAUCCUGCAGUCUCUCAAGAAACUGGCAGCCACUCAUCUGACAGGGCCCAAAGUCAUUGAGCUCUGCCAUUGCACGUUUGAAACUCAAGACCUCAAAUUAGCCCAGCACAUUGGGAGCCUACUGAAUUUCAAGUACGAGUUUAAAAACUUCAGACUGACACCUCUCGACAUGUCGGCUCUGGUUUUCGUCAUAAACUCGGGCCAGGAUUUGACUCAUUUGGAUUUUGCAGGAUGCCUCAUGGACGCUGGCUGUUUGGAGGUUCUGGCCAGCUGUAAAAACGUGGAACAUUUGAGCUUUCGGAGUAGAAGAUUUGGUGAUGACUUUGCUGCUGCUCUUUCAAAGAGCUUACGAGAAAUGGGGAGCCUGAAGAAACUAGAGUUGACAGGCGGGAAUAUCACAGCUGAGGGGCUGACUAACUUGGUCCAGGCUUCCUCACAGUGCCUUCAGCUCGAGGAAAUAAACUUGCAGGACAAUCGGAUACGGGAUCUAGAGGUAAAGAGGGUGUUGGACCUGUUUUCCAGAAUGGAAAAGCUAAAGAAAAUAGAUCUGAGCAACAACAAUCUUUCCUUGAAUGCUGUUCUCAUUUUGGCAAAGGAAGUCAUCACGUGUCAAAGUGCUACCGAACUGCACAUCAGGAAGGACACUGUGAUAAUAUCUUUUUCUGGCACAUCUGGAAAAGUUCCAAGAUCUUUGGAUUUGAGAUGGGAAGAAAACAAGGAAUGUGUAAUUCCAACAAGACAUAUGAAGUUAUGCUUACAGGAUCGCAGCCUGUCUUUGCAACAUGCAAAGGAGAUUGUGUCCAUUCUCCAGAGCUGCCCCCAUCUCUCUGAAGUGGAUUUAUCAGGUAACAAGCUUGGAGAUGAAGGCUGCAGUUGCCUGCUGGAAAGCCUCCCUUGGAUAUCAAUUUCAAAGCAGCUGGAUCUCAGUCACAACCUCCUCUCUAUUAAUGGCAUUUACAGUCUUCUGAAGUCAGUAAAUACCUGCCAGAAGACGAUGGAGGUAGAAGCCAGCCUUUCUCAUAAGACUGCAGUCCUGAGGUUUACAGAAGACAGAGAAUUUGCUUCCCUUCCUCAUAGGGAAGAGCCUUUGUACCCUACUGAUGACCAACAGGUUGGAGAGGAAAAACAAACACCUAUUCUCUCAAAAAAAAUAAGACUGACAGACUGUCAUUUUCAAGCCAGUGACCUGGAGAAGCUUUGCACAGUCCUGCAGGAAUAUAGCAGCAUCUCUGAGCUGGACUUAUCAAAUAAUUCUCUGGGAGACGAGGGACUUUCACGGCUGUUUCAGUUCCUCCCAAAUUUGAAAAUGUUAAGGUCACUCAAGCUUGAUAACAACCGGAUCUCCCUGAACUCUGUGUUUUGCUUAGCUCAGUCCUUAUCUACACUGGAACACAUUAAAACAAUGAACCUCAGCUUAGGACACAUGCAGGUGGUUCAUCUAAGCUUUUGGGAAAGAAUCAGAGACAGAAGUACCGGCAGAUUGAGAAGAAAUUUCCUGGUGCAUCCCAAGCACAUAGCAAAUGGACAAUGCUUUCGUCUCAGGGACUGCAUGAUGGGUCCUGAGGACAUGACCAGGCUGUGCCAGAUACUGGCUCAUUGUACCCAGCUGACAGAAAUCGAUCUGUCUGGAAAUUCACUGAGUGACCAGAGCAUUGAGAGAUUACUGAGCUUCCUGCCGUACCUCUGCCAUUUAACACUCCUGAGUAUUAAGAACAGCACAUUUUCGCCACAUUGCACCAUCUUAUUCACCAACUCUAUUGGUCUCUCUGAGCGGAUCAGAAAAGUAGAAGUUCGGUCAAAUCAAAAUGCUUUUUUGCAUUUAGGAACGAGCACACAAAGCCAGAAGACGUCCUGCAGGCUGACGGACUGUGCUAUCAGUCAAGGGCAGAUAGAGGAGCUCUGCAGAGUUCUGGAGCAGCAUGGGCGGCUGGCAGAAGUAGAUCUCUCCAGGAAUCAGCUAGGGGAUGAAGGCCUGAGGUUCCUCUUGGACCACUUGCAUCGAGUGCAUGUUACCUGUUCCCUCAAUCUCAGCCAUAAUAGAAUUUCUCAGGAUGGAGUUCUGCAUCUCAUAAAUGCCUUUGCCACAUCUAGAAAUACCACUGAAGUUCUGGUCAGUUUGUGCUCCAAAGCAACUUUACUCGUGAAACUGACAAGCAGAGAUAACCCAAGAAAGAUUUUGAGCCUCACGGAGUGCAACUUUCAGCCAGAGCACUUGGAAAAGCUAUGGUUAGUCCUGGAAAAGUGCACCAGUCUGACAGAAUAUAUAUCCUCAAAUAACAACAUGACAGUGCAUGCUGCAGAGAGGCUUUUACAUUCAUUGAGGAAAACUCCAGGUCCUCUAAAGCUCAGCAUAAAAGAGCCAUGGGUAUGUAAAAAAAGUGUCACGAACCUUCUUGAGCUGGCUGUCCAGGCCUGUGGAAACAUUACUGCGAUCAUGAUAUGUAAAGAUAAAAGCCUCUUCCAAUUAGGCACAAGGUUCCCAUGCUGCCUGGAGAAGGUGGAAUCAGUCGUUAGCAGAUCUAAUCUACAUGAGCCAGAAAUCAAGCGUGCUUGCUUCUAUCAAAGGGUUCUUGAAAAAUGCAUCCAGCUUCAGGAACUGAGAUGGUCUCAUGUUGAGCUCCACGAUGAUGACACAAAAAUUCUAGUCGCUGUUUUGCUACCUCUUCCAAAGCUGAAGAAGUUUGAGCUGACCUCUUGCAGUAUUAUGCCAACUGGAAUUGAUUACUUGAUCACAGGCUUGCAGAAGUGCCAGGCCAUUGAAGAGCUCAACCUGGGCCACAUGAAACUCAGUGAUGCUGCCAUUCCUAAGCUUGUGCUGGGCCUUUGUAAAAUGCCAUCUCUGAAAAGGCUAAUCUUGAACCAUAACAGUAUUGGUGAUGAUGGCUGCUCCAGACUCGCAGAAGCCUUGAGGAACAUGCACUGCAUGGAAGAAAUCAAUUUAGCCCACAACAAGAUUGGAGAUCCAGGCCUGAUAAAUAUAGCCACUGCCCUGCUGGAAAUGCAAAACCUGAAGAGAAUCAACCUUUCAGGGAAUAGUCCUAGUCCUGCUGGAGGGGAAAAGCUGAUGGAAGCUCUUGCCUAUUGCAAGCACAUCGAGGAGUUACUACUAUCAAGGAAUGUUUUUGGAGAUGGGACAGCAGUGAAACUUGCCCUCUGUCUACCUCAUGUGAGCAGCCUGAAGAUCCUGCACUUACAGAAAAAUAACAUUGGGCCAACAGGAGGGACAGAGCUGGCCAGAGCCCUGGUGGCAUGUGGGCUGUUGGAAGAGAUAAGUUUAUCAGAAAAUGACCUCGGGGAAGGGAGUAUCCAUGCCCUGUCUGAGGGACUGCCACACUUGGAACACCUCCGGAAGAUUGACUUGAAACUCUGUGGAAUCACUGAUGAUUCUUCAAAAUCACUUUCUUGCGCCUUCCAACAAUGCCCUGCCAUGGAGGAAAUAAUAUUGUCUUGGAAUUCCCUUGGGGAUGGAGGAGCCCAAGAGUUGGCCAGUGCCCUCCCAGGGAUGGAAAAGCUGAAGAUGUUAGAUCUGGAGAAAAAUCGCAUUGGUGCCUUUGGAGCCAUGAAGCUAUCAGAGGAACUUGUCAAGUGCCCGGAAAUUCAGUUCAUAAGGCUGUGGGACAAUCCGGUGCCCAAGGGCCUCGCUGCAGACUUGACAAGCCAAGACCCAAGACUGUGUUUCUCCUUCUAUUAGCAAAGAAAAGACAUCACCUGACUAGGAAUUGUUUUCCGUUUCUCAUUGACCUCAAAAAUUGCACUAAAAGAAAGAGAUUCUGAAGAACGCAGGAAACCAAAAUUCCUCCAGCUAAAAGCUGUAAUUAUAAUGUCUUUCGUUGCACUGAACCAAGUGUAAGCACUUACGUGUGUUUUGUUUUUUGUAAGCUUUUACUGUACAGAAGAACAAAAAGACUAAAGAAUUGCUGCUGAGCAGGCAACGUUCUUCGUGUACCAACACUGAAACUCUCUUCAGGAUGAUGAGAUGCAUCUGCUCAUGCUCUCAGAAAACCAGCAGAAUAUUUCAUUAUCUUUAAUCAAGAUUACAACACCUACAGGAUGUUCCAAUAAAAGAAUGAACAUCCUCCAGGAGAGGAUGUAACAUUUUUACAAAACUGUAAACCGUUGAUGCUGUUACAAAUGCACUGGACCAAGUUGUUUGAAAAUUGUAUAUAGCUCUGUGUGAAAUACCUCUAUGAUUUUUAAGAAAAAAAAAAAGGUUUUAUUUGCUUCAUAGCAGGCUUCUCUUCAUGCAGAAUUGUCUCAGUUUCAUAGUAAAAACUUCAGAACUUUGGCAAUUUCAAAUCAUUGUCCAACAAUGAUGAAUAUUUGUGCUGCAAUACAGCCUGAUAUCGCCGUAAAUUUCAGUGAGAAAACUUGAAGUACUGAAGGUGUAAAGCAAUUCGUAAGAAAAUUGUGCCCAUUAUAUGUGAGACGGUAUGCAGCACUGCCUACUUUCCUGUGGGGUUUUCCAGAGCUUUGUUGGAUUUUUGGAUGACUCUGCUUCACUAGUCUCUUUGAGGUGAAGAGAAGGGUAAAUUAGCUUCAAGUGCUGCAAUUUAGACUACAUAAUGGGUUCUUCAAGCCUGUGCGUUGCCUGGCCAUGAAUGCUGCUGGACUGGAGGGAGAAGAUCCCAAGCACUGAGUUUUCUGCUCUGCAGAGGAGACAAACCAUGGCUGCUCCUUGCAUGUGCAGAAUGACAGUUUGUGUUGCAGGAGUGCAUGUCAUUCUCAUUAUUUAUUAACUUGUGUUAUAAAGUUUUCCUUAUGUGCUUGUACUGUAAAUAUUUAAUCUUUGUGGUAUGUGGGCAGCCAGUGGUUGUUACUCCUGGAGGAGCUACUGUCCUUAUUUAAAGAUCAGCAUCAGGCUCUGGGAGAUACUGAUGCUGUUGCAUAGAGGUAGGACCCAUUUUGUAGAGAAUGCAGUCUGAAAAUGCUAUAAAAAACACAACAAACAAAAAAGAUGGUGAGAUUUCUUAUUAGGCCAUAAUUCAUUAAAGUAAUCAAGUAUCUGAGAUUUAAACACUGGAAUUUAAGAUAAGGCUUUUCCAAAUGUGGCCUUUAUUUUCAUUUUGCUUUUUCAGAUCUAGUUUGAAGAUGCAAAUCUUUGUAGUGCCCAUCAGUGUGGUGCAACAGGCACUGUGACCACAGGCAGAGAGGUGCGUCAGUGCUGUUCGUUCCUCACAGCUUUCGAGGUGAGCAAUGUUAACUGGGCUCUGCUCUGCCCAUGGUCUCCCAGGACUUCUGUUGGAAAUGCAACAAGGUGGACAGAGUUUUCAGUAACAGUCCAUCCUGGUCCAGGCUGUGAUUUGAAAAGCCAUUUUAUCCUGCAUUUUCAACAUCAUUUUAGUAGGACUGAGUACUAUGUCUCAUAAAAAAUGAGGUUUACUCUGUAUGAAGAAUAAAAUCACUGGGAUGUUACUCCUUAAUGCACCUCAUGAUGGCCAGGUUGUAAUCUUCAGUAGCAGCCGCUGCCAGAGUCUUUUGCUGUUACCACAGUCCCAUGCAAGAGCAGGAAAACCAGACAGUGAUAUUCACUGUCAAACAGAGGUUUGUCUAGCUCCGUGGUGUCACCUCCUUGAUGCAUUCCUGCCUUUGAAUUUGUUCUGGUGUCAUGAUAAUUUAUUUUCCUCUUUUACUGGUGUGAAAUGUACUUUCUUGCAUAUUGCUUUUCCUCCUUUUUUGAUGGGAAAAAUAAAUGUGUUCUGAGUAAUUAAGAAAGCCA